CACGCCCAUACGAGCAGACUUUGGGUACGCAUUGCGGCUCUCCUGGACGAAGCUUUCAACGGUCAAGCCUCCUGCGUGCUACUCUUAGCCGUCACCGGCGCCCGUCCAUGCCACUUGACGGCUCACGGCGAAAACACGAUCUGCGAUUACGCGCAACAACCAGCCACUUGCCAGUUUGUGUGGGUACCGGAUUCGCCGAGAACGAGGAUGAGCACCUGCUCUGCACACAUCAUGGCUACUUAGGCAACCACUUCCCAUCACCUCGCAGCAGCACUGUACGCAGGAGCAGUGCUGCAGCAAGCUUCUGCUGCUGUUGACGAGGGCAAUGACGGCGGUUGAAAUCCUCACUCUCCAUCCUGUGGGCUCCAUCAUGGAGCCCUACGACGAUGUUCCUAAGAUUUCGCGCCAAGAAUAUCUGAAUAGCCUAGUUCCACCAACGUCGGCGGAAAGAGCCCGAAUCAAUGCGAUCCAACUAAGGAAAGAAGACCUGAUUGAUCGCAAAUAUCGUCAGCAUACUGCCGAAGAACGAGAUGCUGCAAGACUUAUCCAGCGAGCGUACAGAGGCCAUCGCGACCGCCGUUCCCUCCAAGGACUUACACUAGACCCCAGCUCGAGAUGGGUGGAACUCAUCAAAGAGUGGCGCUAUCGUAGUGCGACUGCGCCACAUCACCGGAGCCCAGAAACGUCAGACUCGCCUUGUUCCCUAAGCAGGAACCCAUCGGAAAGGGCAAUGGUCAAUUGGCGUCGUGUUGGCACCAUCGCAGACCAUGCUGGCGCUGGAGAAAUCGCUUCUCCCGAGCAUGUCACAUCGCAUGCGCGCACGUUCAGCUCGAGACGCAGUCUCAGAAGGAAACGUUCUAGGUCAGAAUCGCAGGAGCCAAGCUCGAUGCUGCUCGACUUGAGAUACUUCCUUGAGAUGGUGGACCAGAAGCAUCGCUACGGAGCAAAUUUGCAAGUCUACCACGAAGAGUGGCAGCGUCGUACAACAAACGAGAACUUCUUCUACUGGCUGGAUCAUGGAGAAGGUAAAUCACUUGAUCUGAAAAUGUGUUCCCGCGAAAAGUUGGAGAAGGAGAAAAUCCGCUAUUUGAGCAAGGAAGAACGAAAGCAAUACCUUGUUCGCGUUGAUGAUUGCGGGCUAUUGAGAUGGCACAAGAACAAUGAACUCAUCACUACUUCCUGCGAUCAAUAUCAAGACAGCAUGCUCGGGAUCGUACUCAAGGGCACAGAUGCGCCCGCCUUCGAUGAUGAGGAGGUCAAACGCCAGCUUUCUGCAGAUGCGUCGCUGUCCAGUAAGCUUGCGGCAGUGGGCGGAGUAUUCAAAGAUGCAAUUAAGGCUGGUGCAGAGUCCAAGUAUGAGGACGAUUCAAGCUCAUCGGCGUCCAGCUCUGCAAGUGAGACAUCCGAAGCGGUCGACAAUCCACAUGCUCAAUUGGAAACACCAUGCGAUCAAACACGAAAAGAGGGACGACAUAAGAGAGGCAAAUUUCGUGUCAGUCCAGCGGCAGUUCUGAACCAUCUACUCAGAGCCUCUGUCCGACCAGGAACUUGGAUCUACGUGGCCGACACUGUAGGUCGCCUCUACGUCGGCAUCAAAUCCUCAGGUGCCUUUCAGCACGCCAGUUUCCUGAGCGGUGCACGUAUUUCAAGUGCAGGCACUAUCGGCAUCGAAAACGGCAAGCUCACAUUUCUAUCUCCUUUGUCUGGACAUUAUAGGCCUACGACACAAUCUUUCCGCCGCUUCAUCGCCAAUUUAAAAGAUCAAGGCACCGACACUAGCGAUCUCAAGGUCUCAAAAGCGUAUAGUGUCCUGCUUGGCAUGGAGCUAUACGGCACGUCAAAGAAAGUCACAAAGCAUAUCCUACAUCCAGACAGAGCCGCAAAGAAGUCUUCGUCUAACGAUACUCGACGGAACGAGUUACUGCAUCCACUGACUCUCCCGGACCCGAGCAACACGGUCGCCACUGUCGCGGCGGAGGAAGCCUGGCGUAGACAUGCUCUAAGCAAUGAUAAACGAGGCCUUGCAAAACUCAUGGACGACCUGAACAUUCAUCGAGGACGGAGGCGAAGUGAAGCCAGAAGGAAAAGCGAGGCCUCAAGGCUCGAUGCAGCGAGGGAGCGAUGACCGGAGAUUCUCUUUGCGUUGCUGUAAUUUAGCGUGGAGUUGGUGGUCUGGGAAUCAUAUGUCUUCUCCUGUCGGGAAAAUGGCUGCGUGCGUUAUCUUCUGAUAAGCUG
Cercospora beticola is the source of this 2235-nucleotide messenger RNA. RefSeq lists its product as uncharacterized. Gene Ontology annotation, molecular function: protein binding. NCBI's taxonomy places the organism in Eukaryota, Fungi, Ascomycota, Dothideomycetes, Mycosphaerellales, Mycosphaerellaceae. The record is from RefSeq and is a predicted model, not a curated record.